Messenger RNA from Didymosphaeria variabile, 945 nucleotides. RefSeq lists its product as uncharacterized. Lineage: Eukaryota; Fungi; Ascomycota; Dothideomycetes; Pleosporales; Didymosphaeriaceae. The record is from RefSeq and is a predicted model, not a curated record. The coding region runs from base 1 to 945 and encodes 314 amino acids. The transcript has 2 exons.
AUGAUUGCGCGACCCCGCACCGCGACCUCGACGCUCCCUGCGAGCCUCAUCCUCACCUCACGCGCACAGAAACAGUACCGCCGCUAUCAGUCGCAGAACUCGGUCCUCCCACCCAAGAGCCACGAUCGCCUUCCCACCGCGACCGAGUACGCCGAUUUCCAGUCCUGGCUCGCCAAGCGCGACUCGGGCUACCUGUCUGACACCCCGCUCGCCGACAUUGCAUACUAUGCGGAGCGCGCAUCUGGGAAAAGAGAAGAGAAGGGCAGGGCUAGUCCACCGACCAAGACUGUCCCGCGCUUCAGGCUUGGUACGCUGGUAGCCUUGAUCAAGGAGCUUGGUCGGCUGGAGAACCUAGCACAGGACGAGCGCGACUACGACCGGAAACAUCAGCACAAGGGUAACUCUAGCCAAGCCACGAGCGAGAUAAAGACUGCGACCCAGGCCCUAGAGAUAUACUGGGACAGCAUGGAGGCCAAGCCGACCAUGAUGCAGUCGCCGUGCAGUGAAAGGACCCGCACAGUUGUCUUCUGCCCCAAGACCAACUUUGAGCGAGGCCGAGAUCAGCUCUACUUCUGGCGUAAGUCGCCGCGGUAUGAGGCUGGUGGGAAGUACGCAUCUUCUAGUGAUGAUGAGGAUGAUGAGGGCGAAGAAGAGGAGUGCGGCGAGAAUAUCAUUUCGACUUGUGGAGAGAGUUGUACAGCCAGCAGUGGUACCACGGCAAUCAUUGUUCUAGGACACGACUUGAAGGACGAAGAGGAGGGAUCCGACGAGGACGCCAGCGACUUGGACGACGACGACGAUUCUGAUGAAGAAGCAGAGGAAGACGAGGAAGACGAGGAAGACGAGGAAGACGAGAAUGAUGACGAAGCUGACGCCAGCUUCGUCGUCUUCGAGUACGAAGAAGUCGUCGUUCAAGGCGCCGAGUUUGUCGUUUUCGAGGACUGA